Molecule: messenger RNA, 1176 nt
Organism: Batrachochytrium dendrobatidis JAM81
Lineage: Eukaryota; Fungi; Chytridiomycota; Chytridiomycetes; Rhizophydiales
Exons: 5
Coding region: 1-1176 (391 amino acids)
Molecular function (GO): ribosome binding
Source: RefSeq, a predicted model, not a curated record
AUGCUAGUUGUUAAACUUUCUCAGAAUUCAGUAUAUUCUGGUUUCAAACCAUCUCUGAGCACAGCACCUAAAGUCUUGAUUUUACAAUCGCAUUUGCAUUCCAGUUCAGCUGUAAGCAGUCGGGCUAUUGCCGCAAAUUCCAAGCCAGAAUCCAGUGAUCAUGUUUCCAAGGCACUCUCUCAGGCUUCUAUAGACCCAAUUUCAAAGCAGUCGUCUUCGAAUGUGCGAGCAUCGAUAGAAACAGGCCUAAUUAGUCCAGUACUGGAAUAUGGUACAUCAACUGUCCAACUGCUCUCCAAUCUUGGAUACUGCCUUUCUCUGUACAUGAGUGUAAAGGAAAAAGGACAGGUUUCAAAACGAGUGGACAUUCGUCAUUUUGUUAGAACAAAACAAGAUUUUGCAACUCUCGUUCCUGGAAUCAUCUGCCUUGUGGCUUCAAAACUCACAUCACUCCAAUCUGUCAUGACAUAUGCGCCUUCAUUGAUUCCUACAGUUUUUUACAAUGUGGAAAUUUGGGAUGCAAAGGUAAAAAGUGCUGAAGCUUUAAGGACCAAACAAUCUCGCAUUGUGCUUGAUCAAGUUAUCGCAUCUUUAAAUGCCAUUCCUGCUACCAGAUUAAAGAGCUCGCGCAUUAUGAGUGCUGAGCGUAAACGUACUAUGUUGGUUGAAAAGCUGUCGGCUCCUGAAAAAAUCAAAGAGUCUGACUUGCUAGACUUGUAUCCUUUUAUUCAUGCCCAUUUUAAUAUUGCAACAGCUCCAUCAUCACUCAUUUCCUCAUUUGGAAAACUACUUCAUUUUACAGCCCCUGCACUUUUACCACGAUCAAGACUACUUCGAUGGGGUGACUGGAUGCUAAAGGACGAUCUUCUUAUCAAAAAAGAUGGUGUUGCAUCUCUAUCGUAUAUUGAGGUGUUGGAAGCCAUUUAUGAGCGUGGACUUGCCUUUGACCAGGUUGAUUCGAAGCCAGCCAUGGCAAAGGCUCUUGUUCAACACGCUGCGUUUUCUGCUCAGUUGAUGGAAAGUGCUACUUCUCAUAAAAUACGUAUGAGUUCUCGCAAAGUAUCCAAGAAUGCCAAGUCAGAUGUGACGUUUGCUAUCAUGGACAAAGCAGUGUUUGAUGCACAAGACAUGGCUGCAAUCACCAUGAUUCUUGCCAUAUCACGAGCAAUAGUUUGA